AUGGCCUCGUCGCCUCUCCUGCUCCUGCUGCUGCUGCUGCUGCUGCCGCCGGAGGUCCCCGCCGCAACGCGGUGGCCCUCGCUGGAAGCGCUCCCCGAGGGGGCGGCCCCCUGCCAGGUCGGUGAGCUGUGCCUGCAGGCAUCGCCCCAGAAGCCUGAUGUUCCCCUGGUCAACGUGAGCCUCUACUAUGAGGCGCUGUGCCCCGGCUGCCGGGAAUUCCUGAUCCGAGAGCUCUUCCCGACGUGGCUGAUGGUGUGGGAAAUCCUCAACGUCACCUUGGUGCCCUAUGGGAAUGCUCAGGAAAGAAAUGUCAGCGGCAAGUGGGAGUUCACGUGCCAGCAUGGUGAGCGGGAGUGCAUGCUUAACAAAGUGGAGGCCUGCCUGCUGGACCAGCUGGAGCAGAAAAUGGCCUUCCUGACCAUUGUCUGCCUAGAGGAAAUGAAUGACAUGGAGCAAAAUCUGAAGCCGUGCCUGCAGAUCUAUGCUCCAAAGGUGUCCCCGGAUUCCAUCAUGGAGUGUGCUAGGGGGAACCGCGGCAUGCAGCUCUUGCACUUCAACGCUCAGCUCACGGACGCUCUGCGGCCACCCCACAAAUACGUGCCCUGGGUCGUCGUCAAUGGGGAACACAUGGAAGACGAGGAACAUCUCCUACACCUUGUCUGCCGGUUGUACCAGGGCCAGAAGCCAGAUGUCUGCCAACUCACAGCUGACCUGUCCAAGGAAGUCCACUUGAAGUGACUGACAACCAGUGUCCUGGGAGGGAGCUGGUACAAGAAGAACGAAAUCAUACCUGUCCUUGUUUUUGAUCCCUGACUCAGCAAAGCCACUACUUCUACUGAUUCUACGAAGCCCAGACUCAAAAUUCUGCCCCAGGAUCAAGAAUCUUGCCUUACUGUGAAUGGUGCUACAUCAAAACUCACUUAAUAAACACUUUUGGAUUUUGUGA
Messenger RNA from Budorcas taxicolor (takin), 946 nucleotides. RefSeq names its product IFI30 lysosomal thiol reductase (gene IFI30). NCBI's taxonomy places the organism in Eukaryota, Metazoa, Chordata, Mammalia, Artiodactyla, Bovidae. Gene Ontology annotation, molecular function: oxidoreductase activity, acting on a sulfur group of donors, disulfide as acceptor. The record is from RefSeq and is a predicted model, not a curated record. The transcript is spliced from 7 exons. The coding region runs from base 1 to 738 and encodes 245 amino acids. Gene Ontology annotation, cellular component: lysosome.